AUGGAAGAAGGAAGCGAUGGCAACAACGAUGGUGGAGGAUUUUCGUCACUGAGAAGAGGAGCGAUUUGGCUCAAGACCGGAGGAGAUGGACGAGGGAUAGAAAGGUCCACCUGCGAACACAAACUCCGACUUCGUUCUCUCACAAUCGCAUCUGUGAGAUCUUGGGAGCCAAGUGAUAAAGCUGAUCUUAACAAGACAAAGAUCAAUAAAUAG
This is a messenger RNA of Lactuca virosa, 213 nucleotides long. NCBI's taxonomy places the organism in Eukaryota, Viridiplantae, Streptophyta, Magnoliopsida, Asterales, Asteraceae. The record is from the annotation of a GenBank genome assembly.